AUGGCGUCAAAUGUUCCAAGAGCGGUUAUUCUAAAAGCUACGUUUGCAGCUUGCCUUCUAUCUCCAAGACCUACUUCGGUUCCUCAGGAUGAGAUAAACACCUUCCACACCUCGCUCGAGCGCGCGCUGUCGCACUGCUCCCAAGCUAACAUUCAGUCGGGUACAGGGUCUGGUCAAUUACCUGGAAGCUCUUGCAGAGUCUCCCCCCCAUCCCAGCCCACUGGAUCCAAAGUAUCACCAAAGAGCCAACGCCUCAACAUCCUUUACUUGAUCAGUGAUCUGCUACACCAUUGCAAGUACCACAUAGGCACCCCGACAACCUUCGCCACGGUGAUCGGGUCCCUGCACCUGCGUAUCGUGGACUUGGUCAGUCACGCAGCAAACUGUGAUCGCCAAAAGAACCCACGGCACCAUCGACGGCUGGACGAUCUCUUAGAUAUCUGGUCUAAGCACGGAUACUUCAAUCCCGAGUUGGUCGACAAGCUUCGACAAGUUGUGGCCCUGGGGAUCGCCAUGGAUCCCAACAAUGCGAACUCGGCCAAGAAGUCUGGCAAGGAUGUUCCCUUUAUCAUGCCAGCUAGGCAUGGAGAUCCAUCGACCAUCUGGCAGGAUACUCCUGCAGGAAACAUUCUUCCUCACCUUGUGCCCGGCUCGACUAGCCCAAUCCAACCUAGUGCCGUCAGACCGAUAGAAUUACCAGCAGGUCCUGCUGACAAAAGGUUGGCGGACAGCGUCCAAGCCUUGAUCGAUGAUAUGAACAAGCUCUUCGACUCGGAAGCUCCUGUGGAUGAGAAACAUUCAGACCUCGAUCAGCUAGGCCAAAGAGUGACCCGGAGUGCGACCACAGGCGACAUCCUCGACGGCGAAACCUAUUAUGGAUGGCCCCUUGACUUCUGGCAACCCACCGAUACAGGCGUCGAGAGCUCCGCCGACCGAAGUCGCAGUCCUAGUGUAUCACGAACCGAUAGCAAUCGCCCACGCAGCCGGGAAAGCUCAUACACACCCCACGAAUCAUCCACUUCACACUUCCCGCCCCCCCACCAACCUCAACGCCCCCCCGCUCCGUACAACCCCUUCUCCACUACCCAUCCUUCCAAUGGACAGUAUGCCCAUCCUCCCAUGGGUCCCAGCAAUGGCUACACCCAAGUACCUGCACCCAACUACGGUUCUUGCCCUCCGCCUCCCCCGCAUAUGCCAACAAUGCCCUUCCCCACAUCCGGACCCGGAUCCUCCUCGGCCUUCCCUCCUCCGUACCAGCAUAAUCCUUCUAUGCCUCAGGAACAGCGAGAGGGUAACGAAAUGUCGCAGGGUCAACAUCACUUCCCUGCUCCUCAUUCAGGGGGUCGGGCUGGUGCGCCACGGGGACGACGGGGACGACGGGGACGACGGGGGCGCGGGUGGUAA
Molecule: messenger RNA, 1404 nt
Organism: Penicillium verrucosum
Lineage: Eukaryota; Fungi; Ascomycota; Eurotiomycetes; Eurotiales; Aspergillaceae
Product: RNA polymerase II-binding domain-containing protein
Exons: 2
Coding region: 1-1404 (467 amino acids)
Biological process (GO): intracellular calcium ion homeostasis
Cellular component (GO): perinuclear region of cytoplasm
Source: RefSeq, a predicted model, not a curated record